Molecule: messenger RNA, 562 nt
Organism: Peromyscus californicus insignis
Lineage: Eukaryota; Metazoa; Chordata; Mammalia; Rodentia; Cricetidae
Product: ribonuclease P protein subunit p29-like
Exons: 3
Coding region: 207-467 (86 amino acids)
Source: RefSeq, a predicted model, not a curated record
UCUGGUUGCAUCCAUUGAUGCCGCCUGGAGCAUGUCUGUUUGUGUGCUGUGCGCACCUUGUUUCUUGGGCACAACGGAUUUUUCUAGCGGAAAGGUAAACAAGAAAGAGUCCUGGUGGCUGAAAGCUGCUGAACAAAGUGAAGAAAGGGAAAGAGUGAGUGAGACCUGAAGGAAACGUCAUCAAAGCGCUCCGGAAGCGUCCGACAAUGAAGGCUGUGAUUUACCAUGUCUUUUCUCAUAAAGAAGCCAAGGAACAUGAUGUACAGCAGGAGCUGGGAAGCCAGCGGACUGAGGCCUUUGUGAGGGCCUUCCUGAAGCAGAGCAUACCUCACUGGAGCCAGCAAGACUGUGAGAGCCAUCUGCAACGCAAGGCUCUGGUCUUGGAAUACUUGUCAGAAGCUAAAGCAGCAGAAGAGGAAAUCCAAAAGCCUCACUGCCAAACAGAGGAGAGACAUGAGGCUCUUUGACAUUAACCCAGAGCAACAGAGGUACGCCCAUCUUUCCUAAAGGCCUUGCCACUCCUCAUUGCCUGGUCUUUCUGGUCAGGGUGUAGACUGGUGAU